This is a messenger RNA of Dufourea novaeangliae, 1778 nucleotides long. RefSeq lists its product as uncharacterized. Gene Ontology annotation, molecular function: protein binding. The record is from RefSeq and is a predicted model, not a curated record. Gene Ontology annotation, cellular component: SCF ubiquitin ligase complex. The coding region runs from base 201 to 1490 and encodes 429 amino acids. Lineage: Eukaryota; Metazoa; Arthropoda; Insecta; Hymenoptera; Halictidae. The transcript has 9 exons. Gene Ontology annotation, biological process: SCF-dependent proteasomal ubiquitin-dependent protein catabolic process.
CGUUAAACUAACCUGUAAAAUUCUACUCGUUGAAUACUACCAGGAGGUAUAAAAAAAAAGUCAAUAAUUUUUGGUCCGGAAAAGUAAAGUUUAACCAUUGAAUUUAUUGAAGGAACAAGUGCCUCCGAUAUCUGAUCGUUUAAUUUGUCAUCUGUACAUCUGUACAUACAUAUACAUAUAUUUGUAAGAAGAAAAUAAAAAUGAAACGCAGCAGGUCUUUGUCUCCUAAACCCUCGAGCAGUGAGGAUGAUAUGAAACGUAAAAGGCUGGAGGAUGAUGCUAAAACGGAUGAAGCAAUAUUGUAUCCACGUAUAUUAGAUUUCUCGGAUGAUGUUCUUUUGAAUAUAUUUCAAUACUUAAAUCCUCAAGAUCUCAUGGCAAUAAGCUUGUGUUGUCAACGAUUAGGACAAGUCGUGCAAGAUAAAACAUUAUGGAGAAGAGUGGAUUUUCGCGCAUCGCCUAUACAAUUGAAUGACUUUUUGAAAGAGUAUGUAAAAUUUCUUCAACCGAUGACAACGAGCCUCGCGAUUCGUGGCAGUUUGUGUUCCGAGGAAGAAGGAGCCCUUAGUCCUUGUUUUUUUAAAUCUAUCGAAACUAUAUGCACUCAGCUGAAAGAAUUAAUUAUCGAAGAAUAUUACAUUGACGGUGAUAAGAUUCAAAUCACAGACAUUCCGCGCACCAUUGAAAAACUAUCGUUAAAAGGCUGCAAGAUGGGUUACUUGCGUAGCAAUAAGUCGUAUUUCUUUAAAAUGAAUUUCCAUAUGCCUAAUCUAACAUGCUUGAUUUUAAGCAAUUGCCAAUGGUUUACUCCACAUUCGCUCCUGGUUAUCAGUAAAAUGCCAAAAUUAAAAGAAUUGAGAUUAAAUUCGUGUCACCGUUUGGGCGAAUGCGUUGCUUAUACCAGUUUAGCAACACGUUUCGGAUUCGAAACAUUGGAGAUUUUGGACCUACGAGACACAGCACUUGGCGAUAGCGAAGUUAGUUGCUUCAGUUGCACUAAAACCUUGACUCAUCUGUAUCUAGAAUGCCCUUCUAGUUUACGAAACACAGAGACAGCGGAACAGGAAUCACGACCGUUGGAUAGAGAUGCAUUGUCGAAUCCACCUGUGUACGAAGAUGCACAUGUUGCACAGUUCUGGGUUGAAGAUGGAUUUAGGUGGGAGAACUACUCGUUUGGGAGUUGUUUAAUAACAGACAGAGCUAUUUGGGCUCUUGCAAUCGACGCGUGUGGUCGUAGGAUAAUUAACGAUCCGGCGGAAGGAUUAAUAGUUGCGGAAGAGGACAGAGUAUUUAACAAUCCACAUUUAAAAACAUUAGUUGUUAGGAAUUAUCCACAAAUUACAAACACAAGCCUCACACAUUUGGCUUUAUAUGCAUCCGGUCUCGAGUAUUUGGAUGUAACAGGUACCUCUGUCACGAAGCGCGGUGUCGAAGGUUUCAAAUCUCAGAAAGGAAACGUUAAAGUAGUGUCCUCAUUCGACGAGACAUAGUUACAAUGAACUGCCAUGAAUCGUGAAUUUAGGAUGGUUUAAGUGUACGUUUACCGUGUGUGUGAACAUUGACGAAUAAUGUUUAAGGAACGGAAAGUCAUUCUGAAGGCUUCGAUAACACGGUACAGCUGCAGUUGAAUAAAUUUAUUUUUUUCGCGAACGACAAACAAACAGGAGGAUUAGAAGUAAAUAGUUUUUUACUUUCACGAGGCAGUGAAUGUAAAGAAGAGGCGCGACUUGUUAGGAGAAUAUUUGAAAUUAAUACUUCUUAACUUUACAACUUUUGUG